Molecule: messenger RNA, 930 nt
Organism: Penicillium soppii
Lineage: Eukaryota; Fungi; Ascomycota; Eurotiomycetes; Eurotiales; Aspergillaceae
Product: type 1 glutamine amidotransferase
Exons: 1
Coding region: 1-930 (309 amino acids)
Cellular component (GO): cytosol; nucleus
Source: RefSeq, a predicted model, not a curated record
AUGGUUCACCACAUCCACAUUGCCGUCCUGGACGUCGACAUUCCAGCUCGUCAACUGUACGAAGCCCGUGGUCUUUGCAGCGCCCACUUCCGCACCGUUCUCCGCGAAACCGCAACCCGCCUAAAUGAAACCUUUUUCUCCGAGAAAGAGCAGCUUGAUAUCAAAAUCACCCCAUACGAUAUCCGUGGCGGCCACUAUCCCGACCUUUAUAAGCUUCGCGGCCAUACGGGCGAGAACCAACCACCCGUUGCGUUCCCCGUAGACGCAGUCCUAAUCACCGGUGGCUCGCCCGGCGUAUACGAAAUGGACCGAUCACCCUGGAUGCAGGAACUUAAGACCUUCGUCCGAACCGUUUUCAAGGACUACCCGCAAGUGCGGAUUCUGGGCACUUGCUUCGGGCAUCAGCUCAUUUCGCACGCUCUUGUGCGUAACGUCGAGGAUCCUGUCCGCGACGUGUGGGUUGAGAAGUGCCCGCUCGGCCGCGAGGUCGGAAUUCAUAAUGUUCAAUUAAACAAGGGUUUCCUGGAGGCUUUCCCGGCCGCCCUUGGCGAUCUUCCUAACGGACAAUUGCGCAUUCAGAUGUUCCACGGCGACCGUGUCAUGGCUGUUGAGAAGGGAACCCCUGUUACUUUGGCUGAGUCGCCGCCUGUGUCUUUGCCUGCGCCUUGGAUUAAUAUUGGAAGUACUGAUAUCUGCCCUAUUCAGGGACUUUACCACCCUGGUCGAGUUCUGACUGUGCAGGGUCAUUACGAGAUGGAUGCUUUCGGCUUGACUAAGAUGUGCCUGGAGGCUGCUCCUGUCAUGGGUUGGAAGGAGUCGAAGCUUGCUUUGUUCUUGGAGCAGGUUGGUGAUGAUUUGAAGGAGGAUCAAUGCGAUCGCAGGACUUUUGCUUCCGCGGUUGUCUCGUUCUUGGCUGGCUUUGAGCAAUGA